Pogonomyrmex barbatus (red harvester ant) is the source of this 2136-nucleotide messenger RNA. RefSeq names its product nuclear pore complex protein Nup75 (gene Nup75). Gene Ontology annotation, molecular function: structural constituent of nuclear pore. Lineage: Eukaryota; Metazoa; Arthropoda; Insecta; Hymenoptera; Formicidae. The record is from RefSeq and is a predicted model, not a curated record. Gene Ontology annotation, cellular component: nuclear pore outer ring. Gene Ontology annotation, biological process: mRNA export from nucleus; protein import into nucleus; positive regulation of DNA-templated transcription.
CUCUGUUAAUCGGUUUCAAUGAUUUUGUACCAUCCGGUAACCCCGCCAGUUUUUAUUUACUGAAAUAUUAUUUAGCAAUAGCGUAAUUUAUAAAGUUAGAAGUAACUCGAAUAAUCAUGGAUGAGGUCGAUAACGCUCAAAUAAUUGUUAUUGCAGAUGACAUAUGCAGAAGAGCAGGUAUCGCAACAACCUGGAUUAGCAGCAAUAAAUUCGGAAUACAUGCAUACAAACACGUGGAUAAAUAUUCGCAAGAUACUAAAAGUCAAUUUGCACCUUGCGAUGCCAAAGUACAUUUCCUCCGUCCAGAAAUUAUAUUAUUCUCGCCACUUUUGCGUAAACUGGUUAAUGAGAGCAAUGGUAUCUUCCUGUCGGCUCAAAAACUUAAGUCUUCCUCUGGUGACAUUAGGCCAGAACUUCUUAAACAUAGCAAGCAGUAUAGAUCUAUAUUGAGAGCCUGUGUGGAAAACUUGCAAGAGAUACUGCCAAAAGAGCCGUUAUCGGAAGAAAAGACAAUGUUGGAAAAUUUUCUGACUAUAUUUUAUCAAGUAGAAUGCGUCUGGCAUUUAACAGAGAUUCUUUAUGUCGAUGCUGUACCAGGUGAUGUUGUGCUACCACAAUUGUUAGAGUGGAUCAGCUUUCAUUUUCCCUCAAGAGAGUUAGCGGCGUCAAAAAUUUUGUCGCAAAAAAGCAUCGGUGCCGAUUUAGAAAAUUCAAAUUAUUGGGAGGUUGUGAUGGGCUGUGCGUUUCAUGGUAAAUUAAAUCUAGUUUGUCGCCUCCUGGCAUUGCACAGCAAAGCGGACCAUUCAGCGUUCAUUACUGCGGACAAUAUUAUUAGAACAAUGCCAGUGUACAAUGUGUACGGCGGAUAUUCCGUAAAUGAAUUUAUUAUACGGUGGAAACAUUGGCAAAUGGAUCUUUGCUCAAAUCUCGAAACUAAUUACUUUGUUAUAGAUAGUAAUUUGGAGAUGCUUAUGAAGCUGAUAGCAGGAGACGAAUCAGUAUUGUGGGAAUAUUCCUUAUAUACAGAAGCAUGGUAUGAAUUAUUAGCAGCGAAAUUAUUUUAUUCGGCUCCUUGUUGCAAACAGCUGGAACUUUCGCGUUAUGCGAACAACAUUGCUGAGAGGUGGCAAGCUAAUAGACACUUAGAUCGUGUAAUUCUUGCCUUAAUGGAGAACGAUUUAUAUCAAGUUAUCAAAGAAAUACAAUACAUGAGUGAUAAUGGCUGGUUCGCGGCCCAUCUGAUGGAUCUAUUAUACAAAUGCGGAAAAUUAAAUAUUCUGAGCAAAGAAAAAACUAAUGUGACCGCACAACUUCACGAAUCUCUCAUAUUAGAGUAUGGUACUACUUUAAUGAGCCAUCGCUCAUUAUGGCAAUGUGGCGCGAGUUACUUGAUACAUUGUCCAAUCCAAGGUUUAGCUAGAUUAGAGAUUUUGUUGCAAUCGCUAUCAACGGGCACUGAGGCAAGAAUCAACAAAAUCAUCGACGUCGCACGGGACAAUAACAUGCCGCACGUUGUUACUAGUAUAUGCAAAAUCCAAGGGAUGAGGAGCAUAAGACAAGGAAGAUUGGGCAACGCUCUCACGUGGGCGCUCAAGGCACAUGACGGCAAUUUUACUACGUAUAUCGCAGAUCAAUUUUUAAAACAUUACGCGGAAUACGGGAAAUUAGAGUGUCGCGAUUUGUUGGAGAAUUUAGGUUCCUGCAUGUUGGCCAGCGACAGACUCACAUUUUUAGGAAAGUAUUGCGAAUUUCAUCAUAUGUAUGGAAUGGGUGAAUUUCGUGAAGCAGCGAGUCUAUUAGUAUCUCUUUUAGUUUCGAAUUUGACGCCGAAAUAUUUUUGGUCUAUUCUGCUCACCGAUGCUAUACCAUUGUUGGAAACGGAAGAUGUAAUCUUUUCUUCCAACGACUGCUACGAAUUGUUACGUUGCAUAGAAGCUCACGGCGAUGAUCCGAAAUUUCAAGAUAAGAUUUCCGUCAUACGAAUAGGCGUUGCACGAAAUCUGGCACGAGCUUUAAGUUUAGAAGGCUGCCAGGCCGAACAUUGACUUAUUCAUUCUUGUAUUCAUUCUUGUAAAAAGUGAUAUAUCAGUAUCUUUUUAUAAUAAAUUGUAAUUACAUUUAAAAUAUACAUUCUAA